GUCACUUUCAGCCAGCGGCUCUACCAAAACUCCACCUUGCAGCGUCAAGCUUGUAGUGAAGGAAGUCAAGUCAAAGUUGACAAAGUGUCGCCUGUCGCCAAAGACAUCUAGCCGUGGACUGGCGGGGGAUCGUUUCCAAGACGAAGAAACGCGAAGGAGGCUUCAGGUGUCGCCAUGGAGAAGCGCUGCUAGUGAGAAUUUACACGCUCGUUCAGCCUCCAUUUUUAUUUAAUUUUUUUCCCCCACGCCGUGGAUUACAAAAGUGAAACACUGAAAAGUGGACCAAGACAGGACCUUUGGUGACGGAUUGUGUGAGAACAAUGAACGUGUCACAGGCAGAUAGCAGGAAGCCAAUACGGGAUCUGCUUUUGGAGGUUGGCAUCCGAGUUCUGCUCUUUGGAGUUUUUGCAUUUACUGAAUUUCUAGAGCCCUUUGAAAGAGUCAUACAACCUGAGGAGCUUUGGCUCUACAAGAACCCGCUGGUUGAGUCCGAUCACAUUCCAAAGAGGGUCAUGUUCGCAAUCUCCUUCCUUACCCCGCUGGCUGUGAUAUUUGUUGUGAAGAUAAUUCAGAGGACAGACAAGACUGAAAUUAAAGAGGCAUGUUUAGCUGUUUCACUGGCGCUCGCUUUGAACGGAGUCUUCACAAACACCAUCAAGCUGAUUGUCGGCAGACCUAGGCCUGACUAUUUCCAGCGGUGUUUCCCAGAUGGUCAAGUGAAUGCAAAGAUGCUGUGCACUGGAGAACCACAUCUUGUCUCAGAGGGGCGCAAGAGCUUUCCCAGUAGCCAUUCUUCCUUUGCAUUUUCUGGCCUUGGUUUCACUUCCUUCUACCUGGCGGGGAAGCUGCAGUGCUUUACCAGGCAGGGUCGAGGUCGCAGCUGGCGUCUCUGUGCCACGGUGCUGCCCCUCUACAGUGCAAUGAUGAUUGCAUUGUCCCGGACCUGCGACUACAAGCACCACUGGCAAGAUGCCUUUGUUGGAGGCGUGAUUGGGCUGCUGUUUGCAUACAUCAGCUAUCGCCAGCACUAUCCCCCCUUUCUGCACACGGACUGUCACCUCGCCUACGCCAGCCUGACUGCGACCGCUCACAUCACCCCGCCUCAACCCCAGGAGGAUCAGCGGGCCACUGAAAAUGCCACCACCCUCCCUCUGGAGGGCUUGACAGAAGCGCCGCUAUGACUAGUGGCCACCACCGAGACCACCCUCGCCGAACCAGAGAGCCCCCUCUUCAUUCCCACUGACUAACUUACAUGGCUCCUGUGUACAUUCCAGAGGACAGUAAUUAAGCCACACUUCGCCUCCAUCCUGUUCUAUACUGUCUAGGUCAGGGGUGUCAAACACAUUUUAGAUCGGGGGCCACAUUAAGAAACAUCUACUCCCAAGAGGGCCUGACUGGUAAAAUCACGGCACGAUAACUUAAAAAUAAAGAAAACUUCAGAUUGUUUUCUUUGUUUAAAAAUAGAACAAACACAAUCUGAAAAUUUAGAAAUCAUAAUGUUGUUGGGGGUUUUUUGCACUUACAUGUUGCGGUUAAUAAUAUUCUAUCUUUAUUUGUCGUUAUUUUAUUUUCUGAAUAACUUAUGUGAUAAUGUUCAUCAGUCAACUCAUUGGUAUUCAUUUUCAAUCUAUCAAGAUGAAAAUAUAAUAUAAAAAUCAAAUUACAGAAUUGUAUAUACCUAGUUUGCUCAUUUUCCUAGACUGGUGCACUAACGUGUUUUUUUUUUUUUUUUUUUUUUUUACAUAUGUAGCAUCAUCUACAACAGGAGUCGGCAACCCGCGGCUCCGGAGCUGCAUGCGGCUCUUGGAUCCCUCUGAUGUGGCUCAGCUGCAUACAUGCCGUCCCCCCAUAUUUCCGGGAGGUUAUCCGGAUUUCAGUGCCUCUCCCAGAAAUCUCCCCAGGAUAACGUUCCCAGAUUUUGAGGGCUUGCCGUGAUGGCAAUGCCUUAAACGUCCUCUCGACCAUGUCGUCGCGUCCGCUUUAAUAGUACGCCAUCUGAGUGCUGGCCCGCCACAACUAGUGUGCGGCUGUUGACACA
Nerophis ophidion (straightnose pipefish) is the source of this 2038-nucleotide messenger RNA. It is a transcript of the gene plpp4, whose product is annotated as phospholipid phosphatase 4. Bases 321 to 1181 code for a protein of 286 amino acids. Gene Ontology annotation, biological process: phospholipid metabolic process. The record is from RefSeq and is a predicted model, not a curated record. The transcript has 7 exons. Gene Ontology annotation, molecular function: phosphatidate phosphatase activity. Lineage: Eukaryota; Metazoa; Chordata; Actinopteri; Syngnathiformes; Syngnathidae.